AUGCAAGUUCCGAGACUACUUCGGGUCGGACAUUACCGAGGAAGUGGUCAAGAAGCUGGAGGAGGUCUAUCCGGAGUUCCUCAAUUUCAAUCUGUGACGCUGUUCCCUCCUGCUGAAGGAGGCGGCGAGGGACUGGCGAAGUGGGCCGGAACGCGCUUCCUGGGCCGCAUCCCGAUGUUUACAGCCGUGGAGCAAGCUGGAGAGAAGGGAGAAUGCGUGAUCAACCAGGGAGGAAGCGCGUCGGUGGUGGUGUCGAAGAUUGUGAACGAGAUCGUGGCGUUGGUUAGUAAUAAGUAAUUAUCA
Blastocystis hominis is the source of this 303-nucleotide messenger RNA. RefSeq lists its product as hypothetical. The record is from RefSeq and is a predicted model, not a curated record. The coding region runs from base 1 to 297 and encodes 98 amino acids. Lineage: Eukaryota; Bigyra; Opalinata; Blastocystidae. The transcript has 3 exons.